GAUUCAAAUAAAAAAGUUGUUUUAAAAUGUUUACAUAACUUACAAGGUUCUAUUGAAUUUUUAAUAAAUGAGGCUAAAAAAUAUUUGACGAAAAAUGAAGAAUUUCUUGUAUUAUAUGGAAUAUCUCAACAUCCAGACACAAAUGAUUACAUUUUAGUUAUUAACUGGACAAGCGGUAAUGAAAAACUUGAUAAUUUCAUUAAAAAAAGGAAAUUAUAUAAUGAUAUAUUAUUUGAAUGGAUACCAUACAGUCAAUUACAUGAAAUUAAAGAGAUGGGCAAAGAUGAUUCUAUAGCAAUAUACUCAGCAAUAUGGAGAGAUGGUCCAUUACACUACAAGAAUAGUAUGAAGGAAAAUUAUACAAGAGAUUCAAAUAAAAAAGUUGCUUUAAAAUGUUUACACAACCUGCAAGAUCCUAUUGAAUUUUUAAUGAAUGAGGUCAAAAUAUAUUCAAGCACAAUAUUUGGAGAAAGGGGUCUUAUGAUUUAUGGGAUAUCUCUAAAUCUAGAUACAAAUGAUUACAUUUUGGUUCAAAAUUAUUUUACAUGGGCAAGUGGAAAUGAAAAAAUUGAUGACUUCAUUCGAAGUAUGCAAUUAAAAACUAAAUAUAAUGAUAGUAUACUAUUUGAAUGGAUACCAUACAGUCAGUUUAGCGAAAUUAAAGAAAUGAGUAGAGGUGAUUCUACAACAGCAUAUUCAGCGAUAUGGAGGGAUGGUCCGUUAUACAUAGAGGAUAAACAGAGUAAAAAUUGUACAAGAAUUUCAAAUAAAGUAGUUGUUUUAGAAUGUUUACAUAAUUCACAGAAUCCCAUUGAAUUCCUCGUAAAUAAGGCUGAAAAAUAUCUAGAUAAUAACAACGAAGUUCUUGUUUUGUAUGGAAUAUCCCAACAUCCAAAUACAAAUGAUUAUAUUUUGGUUCAAAAUAAUUUUUUAAGUCUCACAAAUCAAAUAAGUGGAAAUAAAAAAAUUGAUGAUUUUAUUGAGAAAAGGCAAUUAAAAGUUGAAACCAAUAAUGAUGUAGUAUUUGAAUGGAUACCAUACAUUCAGUUUAAUGAACUUAAAGAAAUGGGCAAAAGUGGAUCUAUAACAAUAUAUUCAGCAAUAUGGAGAGAUG
Rhizophagus irregularis DAOM 181602=DAOM 197198 is the source of this 1114-nucleotide messenger RNA. The record is from RefSeq and is a predicted model, not a curated record. NCBI's taxonomy places the organism in Eukaryota, Fungi, Glomeromycota, Glomeromycetes, Glomerales, Glomeraceae.